AUGACAUCAGGCAAGAAAACUACAGGGCCUGUAGAAGGCCUCCCCAGUACGAUGACGGGCUAUGAGAGUGAUAGCACCCAGCUGGAAGCAGAGGACAAAUCAAUUUGCGGAUACCUGCGCCAAGAUAUUCGAGGUUCCAUGUUCACAGAACUUCAACUCGUUAUUCUGACAUUCUGCACCGGAAUGCAAGAUGCUACGACGUUCCCUGACUAUCACUGCUUUGCGUCCAACCAAACCGGCAAUACGGUCUUCUUGUGCUUGGCACUCAUCCUCCCGCAGUUGAACGGCGAAAUGUUCUUUACACCCAACAUUGGCAUGGCACUUGGUCUCUUCCUUGGAGCCGGUUGGCUCACCGGCCAGCUCAGUCACAUUAUCGGACCCCGAAAACGAUGGUGGUUAAUACUCUGUAACCUGGUCCAAUCGAGCUUCGUCCUUGGAGCAGCAGCGAUCCAAUACCAAUAUGGAAUCAAGUCACAAGGACCCCAGGCAUUGGCUGUCAUUGGAUUGCUAGCCUUUGCCGCCGGAAGCCAAGUUGUCCAAUCCAGAAGUCUGUCGAUGACGGAAAUCAGCACUGCCAUGGCGACUGCAGCGUGGGUUGACCUCAUGAUUGACCAGAAGCUUUUCGUGUUGAAGAACCGGCCUCGUACUCGGCGCAUAGCAUUUCUCUUGGCUCUCGUCGUGGGUACGCUUGUCGGAGCUGCGAUUUACAGAGAGGUAGGCUCAGCUACCGCCAUUGUUGUUUCGGGAGCUGGCAAGCUACUUGUGACGAUGCUGUACUUUUUCUCUCCCGCUGAAAAGGCCAAGAAGGAAAAGUCCCCUGCAUAA
Metarhizium brunneum ARSEF 3297 is the source of this 825-nucleotide messenger RNA. RefSeq lists its product as uncharacterized. The record is from RefSeq and is a predicted model, not a curated record. NCBI's taxonomy places the organism in Eukaryota, Fungi, Ascomycota, Sordariomycetes, Hypocreales, Clavicipitaceae.